Arabis nemorensis is the source of this 1128-nucleotide messenger RNA. The record is from the annotation of a GenBank genome assembly. Lineage: Eukaryota; Viridiplantae; Streptophyta; Magnoliopsida; Brassicales; Brassicaceae.
AUGAAAGGAUUGCUUUCCCUUCAGCCGUUUCCCUCCUUGUCCACGUUUACCAAUCCCCCCCGUAGACCCUCCUCUUCUGCUCCUCUUCGUGCCCAACAGUCUGAAAUCACACAAGGUUCUGAUUCGGCACUGGAAGGUAGAGUAAGUGAGCUGAAGAUCGAUGAGAAAGAAGUCGGUAUGUACCAGAAUGAAGUCGUUGCUAGUCAGGGUAUAAGGAUAAGGAGAAGACCUCCCACCGGACCUCCCUUGCAUUACGUCGGACCUUUUGAGUUCCGCCUACAGAACGAGGGAAACACGCCUCGCAACAUCUUGGAAGAGAUCAUAUGGCACAAGGAUAAAGAGGUUUCUCAGAUGAAGGAGAGAAAGCCUCUCUAUACCCUCAAGAAGGCUCUCGAAAACGUUCCUCCUCCUAGAGACUUCAUUGCUGCUCUUCAAUCUGCCCGUCAAAGAACCGCCCUGCCUGCUUUGAUAGCUGAGGUUAAGAAAGCUUCUCCAAGCAGAGGAAUCCUGAGAGAGGAUUUUAACCCUGUUGAAAUCGCACAAGCUUAUGAGAAGGGCGGAGCAGCAUGUCUUAGCGUUUUGACCGAUGAAAAAUACUUCAAGGGAAGCUUUGAGAACCUGCAAGCAAUAAGGAAUGCUGGUGUCGAGUGCCCUUUGCUAUGCAAAGAGUUCAUUGUAGAGGCAUGGCAGAUAUACUAUGGUAGAAGCAAAGGCGCUGACGCAGUUCUCUUGAUCGCUUCUGUGUUACCUGACCUUGACAUCAAAUACAUGAUUAAGAUUUGCAAAAUACUUGGAAUGGCUACAGUUGUGGAGGUUCAUGAUGAAAGGGAGAUGGAUCGCGUUCUUGCAAUUGAAGGAGUUGAGCUUAUUGGCAUCAAUAACCGUAAUCUUGACACGUUUGAAGUAGAUAUUGGUAUUACAAAGAAGCUGCUCGAAGGAGAGCGUGGCAAACUGAUCCGUCAAAAAGGCAUCAUGGUGGUUGGAGAAUCCGGGUUGUUCACUCCCGAAGACAUUGCAUUUGUACAAGAAGCUGGUGUCAAAGCAGUUCUAGUCGGAGAAUCUCUUGUAAAACAAAGCGAUCCCGGGAAAGGAAUCAGCGCACUUUUUGGAAGAGAUAUCUCAGCAUGA